This is a messenger RNA of Rhododendron vialii, 2678 nucleotides long. RefSeq lists its product as uncharacterized. Bases 448 to 2583 code for a protein of 711 amino acids. The transcript is spliced from 11 exons. The record is from RefSeq and is a predicted model, not a curated record. Gene Ontology annotation, cellular component: chloroplast. Lineage: Eukaryota; Viridiplantae; Streptophyta; Magnoliopsida; Ericales; Ericaceae. Gene Ontology annotation, molecular function: RNA binding; chlorophyllase activity; pseudouridine synthase activity. Gene Ontology annotation, biological process: chlorophyll metabolic process; pseudouridine synthesis.
ACAAGGGUUUCAAAUUGGCAUCCAGAAUUCCCGAUAGAUUUUUUCUUUCUUUGCUUCUUUUUUUAAUUAAAUUAAUAAUUACGGCCUUGACUGUUUUCUUUCUAAACAUUUAAAAAAAAAGAGAUAAUUUUAAAUUCAAAUAUAAUGAAAAUAAAAAAUAAUAUUUCAAUUAUUUUUUUAACAAUUGAAAUAUUAUUUUUUAUCAAUGAGAUUUAUCAAAUAAAAUUUAUAUUGAUAAAAAAUUAUUUACGCAAAUACAUAAUUUUUAAAUUUAAAAUUAUCUUUAUUUUUUAAAAAUUCCUAUUUUAAGAAGCGGAACGGAUCCUUAUGUCAUAUUUCCUUUAUUAAAAGGUAUCCGGUCCCUAGACUAUCUAAUUGAAUUAUAGAUAGAUCACCGGUUCAGAUUACUAGUAAUUUUCAUCCACCGGCUUGAACUAAAAUUAGCGUAUGGUACGCCAAUGCAAUACCAAUAGCAUUUUCGUUUUGAGAUUAAAUUCUUUUACAUCUCCUAAUCUCUUUCUGUUUUUCGGAGGAGGGGGCCUUGGAAGCACCUCUCUCUCUCUCCCUCUCUCUUUUAUCCCCUUUCAUCUCGGGUGGGUAAGCAAGCACAAAGCAAUGUCAAUGGGCUUGGGAGCCAUACCUUCUUGUGCCACAUCAAAUGCCGCCACCAUAGCUGCAGUCAGGUUAGCCAAUAACCGCCAGGGCCACGUCUCAUCAUCUUCAGUUUUCCGAAAUCAGCAGCUGCGGCGGCAAGUACUCGUUCAGAGUUCGUUAUCUUCCCAACAUAAUAAGGAUGCCAGAGUUCGUUGUCUCACGAAUAACGACGAGCCUGAGGUCCCAUCCCUUUCCACUCGUGCAACUUCCUCCUCUGGUUCUACAGCGUCGUCGAGCAUUGGCAGCAGCAGCACCUUGGGGUUGUCUUUGGAAAUCAGAGAGAUAGACGAGAGGUGCAAAAAGUGGCAAUGGAGAGGCUACACCAUCAAUUACUUAUCAGUUCACGGUAGGAGAGAACAAGUACUCAAUCCCGAUUCAAAUUCCAAUUCUGAUUACCCUCCUCUUCUGCUUGUUCAUGGAUUUGGUGCCUCCAUUGCUCAUUGGCGCAGGAAUAUUUUGACACUGGCUCAAAGUUACACUGUGUAUGCAAUUGACCUUCUUGGUUUUGGCGCUUCUGAUAAGCCUGAAGGAUUUUCAUAUACCAUGGAUGUAUGGGCUCAGCAGUUAAUUUUGGAUUUCUUGGAUGAAAUUGUACAAAGGCCGACUGUACUAAUAGGGAACUCCGUUGGUAGUCUUGCUUGCGUUAUUGCUGCCUCAGAUUCUAGUCAGUCCCUGGUUCGAGGGCUUGUUCUCUUGAAUUGUGCAGGUGGCAUGAACAAUAAGGCAAUUGUUGAUGAUUGGAGAAUUAGGCUGCUGUUACCUUUGUUUUGGGUUUUUGACACCUUAUUGAAGCAAAAGGCAAUUGCUUCUUUCAUCUUUGAGCGUGUCACCCAAAGAGAUAAUCUGAGGAACAUUUUACUGUCUGUUUAUGGAAAUAAGGAAUCUGUGGAUGAAGACCUGAUAGAGGGGACAUAUGAACGAGUAAUGCCUAAAAACGUGAAGGGGAUUAUACACAAAGGGAGGGGUUAUGCAGCGUCGGUAGAACUGCCUGCUCUUCUCAAUUUGAGGCACUCAUCUUCCUCAAUAGACGAUGACUCGUAUAACUUGGGCGGCCGCAGGGAGGAUCCUAAUCAAGCAGGCUAUAAGUGGCGCAUGGUUAUAGCCUAUGACGGCACUCGAUUUUCAGGUUGGCAAUAUCAGCCGUCUCCGCCAACCAUACAAAGCAUUGUGGAGAAAGCUUUAACUCAAAUAACAAAACAAGAACGGAGGGAUCUCCAUUUGGUUGGAGCAAGUAGAACCGAUAGUGGAGUCCAUGCGUGGGGUCAGGUGGCACACUUUGUUACUCCUUUCAACUAUGACAGAUUGGAUAGCAUUCAUGCAGCCCUAAAUGGUCUUCUUCCUUCAGAUAUCCGAAUCAGAGAGAUUAGCCCUGCAGCGCCUGAAUUUCAUGCUCGAUUUUCAGCAAAGAGCAAGAUUUAUCACUACAAAAUAUACAACAGCAGUAUCAUGGACCCAUUUCAGCGCCACUAUGCUUACCAUAACGUUUAUAAACUAAAUAGUGAUGUCAUGAGGGAAGCUGCAAAGCAUUUCAUUGGGAAGCAUGACUUUUCUUCUUUUGUCAAUGCAUCACACAAUGAUCGAUCACCAGAUCCAGUGAAGAAUAUAUUCCGCUUUGAUAUAACUGAAAUGGGACCUCUUUUGCAGCUUGAAGUCGAAGGCUCUGGCUUCUUAUAUAGACAAGUGCGAAACAUGGUUGCUUUAUUGCUGCAAAUCGGAAGGGAAGCAAUUCCACCUGACAUCGUUCCCAAAAUUUUGGCAACUCGAAAUCGCAAGGAGCUUGCAAAGGUUGCUUUACCUGCUCCACCGCAUGGCCUGUGUCUUGUAAGUGUCAGUUACAAUGAAGAACACUUGCGGCUGCCAGCAGGUUGCUCUUCAAUUAGUUUUGGUAGGCAUCAUAGCAUAAGCAAAUGCAAGCUUCCAUUUUUCUAAGAUAUUCUUAUGUAUGGCAGUAGGGGAAUGCUAGAAGCACAUGUUUUAAAUUCUCCGGGAAUUCUAUCAGAUGGUCAAUUGGAACUUGUUGAAUA